Messenger RNA from Dermacentor silvarum, 1185 nucleotides. RefSeq names its product ATP-dependent RNA helicase DHX30-like. Gene Ontology annotation, cellular component: nucleus; cytoplasm; intracellular anatomical structure. Gene Ontology annotation, molecular function: DNA helicase activity; G-quadruplex RNA binding. The transcript is spliced from 7 exons. NCBI's taxonomy places the organism in Eukaryota, Metazoa, Arthropoda, Arachnida, Ixodida, Ixodidae. The record is from RefSeq and is a predicted model, not a curated record. Bases 1 to 1185 code for a protein of 394 amino acids.
AUGAAGCUCGAAAAGCACUUGACCUACAUUCCACGCUGCAGGGAGGCCAUUGUGAGUGCCAUCAACCGUGUGGUGGUGCUCUAUGGCGAGACUGGAUCUGGGAAGAUCACGCAGACUGCCCAGUUCAUCUCGGAGGACUACAUCCACGGAGAGCAAGGCUAUUGGUGCAAUAUCAUGGUCACCCAGCCAAGGAGGAUUGCAGGAAUCUCCAUGGCAAAGCACGCGGCUCUCGAGUGGCACGAAGAGCUGAGCGACACCGUCGGCUUCCAAGUCCGUCUCAUGAAGCAGCUGCUGACGAGCCGUGGAGGCAUACUCUUCUGUACAGCGGGCAUCCUGCUGCGGCCCUUGCAGCAGAACGUCGAACUGCAAGGAGUGUCGCACGUCAUCGUUGACAAGGUCCAUGAGCGCGACGUCUGUACCGACUUCCUGCUUGUGCUCCUUCGUGAGGUGCUCUCCAUACACCAUUCAUUCAAUGUGAUUCGGAUGAGUGCGACAAUCAACACGGACAAGUAUUCGGAGUACUUCGACGAAGCGCCUGUCAUCAUUAUUCUGGGCAAGCCACACCCGGUCACUCCGUUCUUCAUGGACGACCUCGUUUCAGAAAACAUUGUGACCGCAGAAGCGUUUCCGAAGUGUGCUUCUGACGCGGUCCGGAUUGUUCCCGACGUUUUCAUGCACAUCGUGGAGAUGAAGCCUUCCGAAGCGAUUUUCUGUUUCCUGCCCGGGUGGAACGAGAUCAACAAAGUGCGAGCAGAGCUUUGCGAGCGAGCUCCAUCGAAGUUUGACGACUGGAUUCUGCCGCUGCACUCGCGUCUCCGAUACCAGGAACAGCAAAAGAUCUUUCAAAAUCCUCCAGCAGAUGUGCGCAAGGUGAUCCUGUCCACCAACCUUACUGAGACAUCCGUCACUGUCGACGACGUGGUGUACGUUGUAGGCACUGGUCUUCACCGAGAUCAGUGCCUGCUCGGUACGUUCACCACGUCGAUGGUCAGUGUUCAGCAGCGAGCGGGUCGCGCAGGUCGUGUACGAUCGGGAGAGUCUUGCCACCUAAUCACGCAAAAUGAGUUCCUCUCCGGGGACCAGUUCAAGCGCCCCGAGGUACAGACCACCGACCUAACAACGGUGGUCCUAGACUGUAAAUCUUACAGAGAUGCUGACGUUGAAACAAGUUCACCUCCACUUUGA